Messenger RNA from Nicotiana tabacum (common tobacco), 780 nucleotides. The record is from RefSeq and is a predicted model, not a curated record. NCBI's taxonomy places the organism in Eukaryota, Viridiplantae, Streptophyta, Magnoliopsida, Solanales, Solanaceae.
AUGGAGGUUCCCCCUGUGCAUCCCGGACUUGCAUCUCUAGAUCUACUGUUGCUACAGGCCAACCAUAGGUCAUCAUACAUACAGGAUGGGCAGUGUUUGUCCCAUACAUUCCGCACCAGACGUAUAGAUGAUAUGUGGGAGUUCAUUAAGGACCACACACUCCAUCCCCGUAUAGUUAGACGCCUUCAUGAUAUAGGUUUCUACAAGAUCAUAGAGAUCGUCCUGUUGAAGUUCAACUGGGCGUUGAUCACGACUAUGAUAGAGCAGUGGAAACUGGAGAUGAACACGUUUCAUCUACCCAUCAGCGAGGCUACCAUCACGCUUGAGAACGUGGAGGUUCUUUUCGGGCUGCCGGUUGAUAGAUUACCUGUAGCUUACCCGCAUGCUCUCAGAGACUAUAGGGGAUUGCAUUACCUGCAUAUGUUACAGCGUCUCACCGGAUUCCAGCCUGCGGAGGAGACUACAUUGAGUGGGGCCAGUCGUUUGCAGCUGAAGCCCGUCCGACAGCAUCUGGAGGCGAUGUAUGCGGAGAUUACGGAUGAUUCACCGCCGGAGGUUAUCGACCGACACACGAGAUUGUUGGAGUUGCUGAUGUUUGGUGGGGUACUGUUUCCGAAUACUUCGGAAAACCUAGUCAACUUGAGAUUUCUACAUCAUCUUGAGCAGCUAGAUGAUUUACCUGAUUAUAGCUGGGGUGCAACUGUUCUAGGUUACCUGUAUAUGCAGAUGUGUCGGGCGUGCACGGGCACCAGAGAGACGUUGUCAGAUUUUUACCGCUAG